Cylicostephanus goldi is the source of this 405-nucleotide messenger RNA. Lineage: Eukaryota; Metazoa; Nematoda; Chromadorea; Rhabditida; Strongylidae. The record is from the annotation of a GenBank genome assembly.
AUGAUUACGGUAUCAUACCGUACUACUGCAGACUGGCGCGAUCACAAAACUUUGAAAAAACAGUUUCCAUUUUCUUUUGAUUCCGGUUUUUUAGAAAGUACUUCACCACAACCAACUGGAUUGCUCCUACCAGCCGAAGGUAAAGCGCUUUUGAUGUGCAAAGUAUGCGGUGAUAAGGCUAGUGGAUAUCACUAUGGAGUAACUUCUUGUGAAGGUUGCAAGGGAUUUUUUCGAAGAAGUAUCCAGAAACGAAUGGAAUAUCGUUGCUUGAGAGAUGGGGAUUGCUCGAUAUUCAAGCAGAAUAGGAAUCGGUGUCAAGCUUGUAGAUUCAAGAAAUGUGUCGUUGUUGGAAUGUCAAGAGAGUGUGAGUUUCACGAACCGCCAACAAUAAUAUCAAAGGUCUAA